GGGAAAAGAGAAAAGUUUGACGUAGUGACGCUUCAGGGCGGUGUUCUCACGUUUCUGAAAAAAAGAAAGGAAGAAAAAAAGCAAAUACUGCUGUGGUACUACAUCUGGAAUACGGAGACGCGUGCUUUGAGAAUCUAUAGUGGGAUACCAUAGAAAAGGCGACUUGUGUUUUCUUCCUGCUCUCUUGCAUUUCAAGGAUUUUUCUUCUCUUUCUCUCUCUCUUACCUGCACGGUUGGCGUGCGGAGUUUUGCAAUAACUGGUUUGGAUGAAAAUAAACGCUGCUCGGGAGUGUUUUCUUUUUGACUACUUCAGAAAAAUGGAAGAAACCCAAAAUGCUGGUCAUUCUGUUUGCAACGAUAGUCUUGCAUUUGACAAGCCUUAUCAUUCUCUUCAUUGCCACUUGUGCCAGCGCUUGGAGAACACAUGGAGAUACGAGUUAUGACCUCUGGUACGACUGCACACAAAUUAACGGAGGAUAUAAAUGCAGUGGAAAUGGUGAUGCAGAUUGGCUUCAAGCGGUGCAGGCCCUGAUGGUCCUCGCCACCAUUUUCUGCCUGAUUUCCUUCAUCAUCUUCCUCUGCCAGCUCUUCACUCUCGUAAAGGGAGGUCGCUUCUUCUUCACUGCCGUUUUCCAGAUCCUUGCAAGUCUGUUUGUGAUGAGCGGUGCCAUCAUCUACACGGUGAUGAGUCCACAGUGGAAAAAUGAUAGUGAUACUUACGGAUAUGCUUUCGUCUUGGCCUGGCUGGCCUUCCCUCUUACGCUCAUCAGUGGCUUAAUUUACAUCAUCCUGAGGAAGAAAGAAUGAGAGUUCAGCCCUCUGGAAUUUUAUUAGAACUGAAAAACUGACUCUUAAAUGGCCGUCUCCUCCAGGCCUAAAUAUUUAGACCUAAUGUGAUUAAAGAAGUUGACCAUUCAUGAAGGUUCGAUACAGCAACGACACAGUGAGCAUGAUGAAAAUUAGUGUCUUUGGCUGGUGAGCCUAUUUUUAUCACAUCUACAUGGCUUUUUUAUUUUUGUUUUUGUAAAUAUGAAGUGUCAAUGAAGGCCCAGAUUAAAAAAAAAAUACUCAUGUAGGAGAGAUACAGUAUAGGAAAAGUAUAAAUUGUUUUUGUUUGUUUUGUAUUGUGUGUUAUAAUCAUUUUCAAUAUCUUGUUUUUAAUAAAGUGUAUUCUCAAAGGGAA
Molecule: messenger RNA, 1183 nt
Organism: Danio rerio (zebrafish)
Lineage: Eukaryota; Metazoa; Chordata; Actinopteri; Cypriniformes; Danionidae
Gene: pmp22a
Product: peripheral myelin protein 22a
Cellular component (GO): Golgi membrane; nucleus; perinuclear region of cytoplasm
Source: RefSeq, marked provisional